Oncorhynchus gorbuscha (pink salmon) is the source of this 2022-nucleotide messenger RNA. RefSeq names its product serine/arginine-rich splicing factor 5-like. Gene Ontology annotation, molecular function: mRNA binding. The transcript has 8 exons. Gene Ontology annotation, cellular component: cytoplasm; ribonucleoprotein complex; nucleus. The record is from RefSeq and is a predicted model, not a curated record. Lineage: Eukaryota; Metazoa; Chordata; Actinopteri; Salmoniformes; Salmonidae. Bases 174 to 1148 code for a protein of 324 amino acids.
UUAUACAUCCAGUGAAAUAUCUGGUUGUUCUGUGGUACAACCGCACCGUGUCAUUGAAAAGCCAGACUCCAUUUUGUGUGCGUGUCUUUUUCCGCUGUGUUUUCAAGAGGCAGCAAGUCAAUCUCCCCCCCAGCAGAAGAAAAACACAGAAAGAUACACAUCCUACGGCCAGAAUGAGUGGAUGCCGCAUAUUUGUGGGCCGGUUGAACCCGUCCGCCAGAGAGAAGGACGUGGAGAGAUUCUUUAAAGGAUACGGCCGCAUCCGAGACAUCGACCUCAAGAGGGGCUUUGGUUUUGUGGAGUUUGAUGAUCCCAGGGAUGCUGAGGAUGCCGUUUAUGAGCUGGACGGCAAGGAGCUCUGCAACGAGAGGGUAACCAUUGAGCACGCCCGAGUGCGCCUGCGUGGUGGCCGAGGACGCGGUGGGGACAGAGGAGGAGGAGGAGGUGGUGGUGGCGGUGGUGGUGGUGGUGGUGGAGGAGGAGGUGGUGGUGGUGGCCGCUUCCCAGAUCGCUAUGGCCGUGGCUCCCAGGAUAGUCGGAGUAGGAACCCUCCUCCGAUGCGUACGGAGAACCGUCUCAUCGUGGAGAACCUGUCAUCUCGCGUCAGCUGGCAGGACCUGAAAGAUUUCAUGAGACAGGCGGGGGAAGUCACCUUUGCAGACGCCCACCGCCCCAAGCUCAACGAAGGGGUGGUCGAGUUCGCUUCUUACAGCGAUCUGAAAAACGCUGUUGAGAAGCUGUCUGGCAAGGAGAUCAAUGGAAGGAAAAUCAAGCUGAUCGAGGCAGCUAAGAAGAGGAGUCGCUCCCGUUCAGAGAGCUCCUCUCGUUCCCGUUCUCGUAACCGCUCCCCGUCCCGCUCCAGGACACCCCGUCGUUCCAGGUCCCACUCCCCCAAGAGGGACUAUAACCGCUCCCGUUCUCGGUCCCACAGCGGCUCCCCGGCCCCCCGCGGCGGUGCAGGAGGAGCCGCCCCUGGUUCCCCACCGCCCAGGGCCAAGGAGACCUCCACUUCCUCCAAACGGCCCUCCAAGCCCAGCAAGUCUGCCUCUCCCCACUCCCCUCCCCCUGCACAGCGUGCACCUUCCAGGUCACCUUCCAGGUCUAGGUCUCGUGGCUCUCGUUCCCCGUCCACAGACAGCCGCCACUGAGUAUUGAGAACAGGAAUAUACACGUUUUGACAUGAGCUCACACUCGCACACAGUACAUGAAUACACUCUCAUUAAGACAAACAUGAACACACACACACACACACAGUUUUAGUAAGACUACAGGUCAGGGCCAGGAACUGUAACACCUAGCAGUACUGGCCUUCUGAAUCUGUAUUUCCCCCUCUGUCCCCCCCCCCCCCCCCUCUUCUGACAUGGCUGACCUUUGACCUCCUGCAGCAUCAUGGGUGUUCUCAGUAAAAGCAUCAGUCUCUGAACACAAUGACGGUUACAUUAUGAGCAUUUAUUCCCUAAACCUUUUUUUUACUGGUUUUGUUUCAGUCAGUAAUUUUACUUGGAAUGUUUUUUUUUUGUCAUUCAAAGCUCAUGUGUGAUUGAUUCCCCCUCCCCCUGCUGUUGGUUGGUAGCUCUGAUAUCAUGAACUGUUGAGAAUUCAAGUACUGUUGCAUGAUGGUAAGGAAUGUGAUUGGUUAAUGUUUUGGGUCGUACCAUUCUUAUCUCAGUGUAGGGGUGGUGUAAGGUAACUGUUAGGGGAUUUAUGUUUUAUGCUGUUAUUUUUUGAUAGAAUACCAUCUCUUUUUUUUGUGUGUGGGUCUUUGUUGUGAUUGGCAGUAAAAUAAUGUUUUAUCCUCUGUAGGGGUGGUGUAAGGUAACUGUUAGGGGAUUUCUGUUUUAUCCUCAGUGAAGACACCCUGUGAAAACGUUGUACGUGCUGUUUUUAUUUGAGCCCAUUUGUAUUGAAUGUUUAAAUGGAGUGGUGUUUCUGUUCCGCUUUAUAUCUCCCUUAUACAACUUAUUGUGACGAGGUUAACGCCUAGACAAUAGUUUGGAAAAUAAAAACCUUUUGUACACUAAA